This is a messenger RNA of Lycium barbarum (goji berry), 567 nucleotides long. RefSeq names its product secreted RxLR effector protein 78-like. The transcript has a single exon. NCBI's taxonomy places the organism in Eukaryota, Viridiplantae, Streptophyta, Magnoliopsida, Solanales, Solanaceae. The coding region runs from base 1 to 567 and encodes 188 amino acids. The record is from RefSeq and is a predicted model, not a curated record.
AUGGUACAAUAUUUCUUUUGUGGUGCUGAAUUGCCUAGAUAUAUUACUCAUACUAAUAUGGUCUUAUUAAAAAAGAAAGACUUGAUUAACACCUUCUCAUUUAUGAGACCAAUUAGUUUGAGUAAUUUUGUUAACAAAAUAUUUUCAAGGUUGCUAAAUGAAAGAUUGUUGGAUUUUCUUGGAGAUAUUUUAUCUUUAAAUCAGUCUGGCUUUAUAAAAGGGAGAAGUAUUGUUGAAAAUGUGGUUCUUACUCAAGAAAUUAUUGCUGAUAUAAGAUUAAGGACUAAGACUACUAAUGUGGUGAUGGAAUUGGAUAUCGCUAAAGCAUAUGAUAGAGUGGCUUGGCUGUUUUUAACAAAGGUAUUGAGGCAGAUGGGUUUUUCAGAGAGUUUGAUAGACAUGGUUUUUAGAAUCAUCAGUAAUAAUUGGUACUCUUUAUUGAUUAAUGUCCAACAAAAGGGUUUUUUUCAAUCAUCAAGAGGAGUAAAGCAGGGGUAUCCUCUAUCCCCUACUUUAUUUAUUCUGGCAGCUAAAGCGUUGACAAGAAAUCUUAAUGAUUUACAUUAA